Ahaetulla prasina is the source of this 2332-nucleotide messenger RNA. RefSeq lists its product as uncharacterized. Gene Ontology annotation, molecular function: serine-type endopeptidase activity. Gene Ontology annotation, biological process: proteolysis. The record is from RefSeq and is a predicted model, not a curated record. Lineage: Eukaryota; Metazoa; Chordata; Lepidosauria; Squamata; Colubridae. Bases 28 to 2082 code for a protein of 684 amino acids. The transcript is spliced from 11 exons.
GAGGCCGCCAUUUUCUUUCUCGAGAGGAUGAUUAACCGGAGUUCUCUAUUUCCUUCCGUCAUUUCCCUUUUUUCCCUGGCGCUGUUCUGCUCUUCCCUUGCGAGCGAUGGAAACGAAUGUGGAACAAGGCCUGCUAUGAAUGAGAUAGCAUCAGGCAAUCGGAUUGUAGGAGGACGUGAUGCUCCACUUGGAGCAUGGCCAUGGCAAGUUAGUCUUCAAGUUUACCAAUUGGGUAUAGGAUACCAUCAUAUUUGUGGUGGAGUAGUAAUUACUAACAAUUCAUUGCUGACAGCAGCACACUGCAUUAGGAAAUGGAAGAAUCCAGAGUUUUGGAGAGCUGUAUUUGGCUUAAAUCAUCUAUAUCAUCAUGAGUAUUACACUAGAGAGAGAUACAUCAAAGCAAUUAUAAUCCAUUCGCAUUUCAAGCAGGAAACGUAUGAAAAUGAUAUUGCAUUAUUCAAAUUACAAAAUCCUAUCACAUUUAAUGAUUAUAUCCAACCUAUCUGCUUACCUCCAAGUCCUCUUUUUCUAGGUAAUGAUACUCUAUGUUAUAUAUCAGGAUGGGGAAGCGCAUAUGAGAAAGGUAAAAAAAAAUAUACAUUGCAAGAAGCACAGGUUGAGAUUAUUCCACAAAAUAUCUGUAACAGAUAUGAUUGGUAUGGUGGAGCUGUAACAACAAAUAUGUUUUGUGCUGGCUCUGCAAGUGGAACUGUGGAUAGUUGUCAGGGAGACAGUGGCGGACCAUUGAUGUGUAAUAUUCAAAAUAUCACACAAUAUUAUCUGGUAGGAAUAACCAGCUUUGGCCGUGGUUGUGGCCGACCACAAAAUCCAGGGAUCUAUGUACGUCUAGCUAAUUACAUGAAUUGGUUGCAAACUCUUUUACAAAGCAGAACUACUACUAUGAACUUUCAUAAUGUUCUAAUAUUGUCAAUAAUAAGAUGUGGCACCAAAAUGAGGAAGAAAAUCUCCAAUGUGAUGUCUUUGUCCAGCUUUAUCCUUGGCAAAGUUCCUUGCGAGUUCACCAGGCAACAACAUGGCACCAUCCACAAGAGUGUGAGACGUUACGAGGCAGAUGAUCAGUGGCCGGGAACGCGCGCGAAACCGGCCGCCAUUUUGCUCCCUGGACGGACGAUGAGCCGAAGCUUCUGUCCCGCCGCCUUUUCGUUUUGGGCUUUGCUUGUGCUGUUCAGGGAAGCUGCGGCCAAAGCCCUGCCCUCCCUGAACCUUUCCGACGUCUGUGGAACAAGGCCUCUUAUGAAAAAUACAGCGGCAGGGACUCGAAUUGUAGGUGGACAUGAUGCUAACCUAGGAGCAUGGCCUUGGCAAGUUAGUCUUCAAGUUUAUACAAUUGGUCUAGGAUAUGUCCAUAUAUGUGGUGGAUCUUUAAUUAAUAAAAUCAUAGUAUUGACAGCAGCACACUGCAUUAAAACAUCAGAGAACCCAGCCAUUUGGAGGGCUGUAAUUGGCUUACAUAAUCUUAAUGAAGAUAACUCUCAUACAAUAAAGCGUCGGAUUAAAGCUAUCAAUAUACAUCCUAAUUAUAUGGCAGACACAUAUGACAAUGACAUUGCCUUGAUAAUACUAGUCAGAUCUAUCAAAUUCAAUGACUAUGUUCACCCGAUCUGCUUACCUGCCACAAAUCUUUUGACAAAUCAAAAGUAUCCCUGUUACAUAUCUGGAUGGGGUAAAACAAAGGAAAAAGGUGAAAGCAACUUAAUAUUACAAGAAGCUCAAGUAGAUAUUAUUCCACAGAAAAUGUGUAAUAAACUCAGCUGGUAUGCUGGAACAAUUACAUUGAAUAUGGUCUGUGCUGGCUUUCCAGCUGGAGGUGUUGAUAGCUGCCAGGGAGACAGCGGUGGUCCUCUGACAUGCUACUUUCCAACCACUGCAAAGUUUUAUUUGAUAGGAAUUACCAGCUUUGGUUAUGGUUGUGGUCGCCCAAGACAUCCAGGAGUUUAUGUUAGGACAAUUAAUUAUAUAAGUUGGGUAAACAAGUAUUUAGAGAGUAAAAUUGUAACUGUGGAACUUCAUUGCCUCUUGAUCUUUUUAAUUGUGUGGUGGACAGUCUUCCAUAUUCUGUAAAAUGGCAACUUCCUUCAAUUGUAUGCAGUAAACUUGUACUGCUCUUUAAAUGUAUUUGGUUUUUAGGAACAGUAUCAUUAUCAACAUUUGCUGUUUAAAAAUGUCCAUACAAUAUAAUUCUGCCUUCCAUUAUAUUUACAUUCAAAUAAUGAUCUGUAACUAAUGAUAACAAUCUUCCCAAAUAUACUAAAAUUUGAAAAUGAAUUCAGUUCUUAAAUAAAUAAUAGCAAUCAUAUACAUGAUUAGAGAA